UUAUUACUUAUGUAAAUUUUAUUGUCGAAGUUGAAAUAGAAAUUUCGACAUAAUAUAUGUAGAAAUGUUAUAAAUUAAACAUGAAAAUAAUAUUUAUUUUCGUUAUUUUAUUAAUAUAUAAAGUUUCUACACAGAACAAUGGAAUUUUAUCCAGAUACAAACGAGAAUCAGCAGGGGCUCUGAACAUCGUUACGAAUCAUGCUCCAGCUAUACAUGCCGACGUGAAGGAUGAUAACACCGGUCAAGCUGAUAAGCCGUGCCCGAAAACAUAUGUAGGAAAUUUCCCAUCUAAUAUUGAGCCAGGGGUAGUUUUUCAGACUCAGGACAAACAGACAUGUUCAUGCACACAAAUGUCUACCCUGCGUGGGAAUCGAACCCGCAACCUUCAGCGUGAAAGGCAGGUAUCCAACCACGCCAACCGGCUCGUCAAAGUAACACCACCUAAAGACACGCUUUACGAUGGUAAAUCGUUAAGGAAGUCGCUGCCCCUCACCACCAAGCUGGAUUUAGUUCGUGCUGUGAGCCGAGUUGUGACCCUUAUCACUUUGCUGUUCUCUGCUAUUGUAGAAUUUUAUCCUUUUGUACAGCACAUGUAUAAAACGAUUGAUGAGUUUAUUAGUUUUAAUCAAUAUUAAAAACUUUUAGUUAAUA
Molecule: messenger RNA, 651 nt
Organism: Nymphalis io (European peacock)
Lineage: Eukaryota; Metazoa; Arthropoda; Insecta; Lepidoptera; Nymphalidae
Exons: 5
Coding region: 81-635 (184 amino acids)
Source: RefSeq, a predicted model, not a curated record